CAGUUUCAGGCCUUGACGUCCGUCCUCCGGGGAGGAAACGGAAUGGAUCUGUAGAUGCAGUUCUGCUCUGCUGGCCGGUUUCAGAACAGACCGGGGCGAGCUAAUCACGGAAUGACGCUGUACUGGAUUUCUCUGUCAUAUAUCCAUACAGACAAACCGCAUCCGAAUCUCGCGUGCCAACCCAGAGGGUGACAGUGGUGCCACACCGGCUGACAGGCGGUUACUAAAAUUGGAGCUGCAUCAACAGAUAAACGUGGCACGGGGAUUUUUGUCUGAGAACUCAUUAGAGAGGAAUACCAACAGAGCCUCGGAUUAGCAGGAUAUUACGUGGUGGAUUGCAUCGGGCCGCAAUGUCAAUCUUGCCCUCUUUCGGCUUUACGCAGGAGCAGGUCGCGUGCGUCUGCGAGGUGCUGCAGCAGGGUGGGAAUCUGGAGAGGCUCGGACGUUUCCUUUGGUCCCUACCAGCCUGUGACCAUCUUCACAAGAACGAAUCCGUGCUGAAAGCGAAGGCCGUGGUGGCAUUCCACCGGGGAAACUUCCGUGAGCUCUACAAGAUCCUGGAGAGCCACCAGUUCGCCGCGCACAACCACCCCAAGCUGCAGCAGCUGUGGCUGAAGGCGCAUUACGUGGAGGCUGAAAAGUUGCGGGGCCGCCCGCUAGGCGCUGUGGGCAAAUACCGUGUGCGUAGAAAAUUUCCUCUGCCCCGUACGAUCUGGGACGGUGAGGAGACCAGUUACUGCUUUAAGGAGAAGUCGCGGGGCGUGCUGCGUGAAUGGUACACGCACAAUCCUUAUCCAUCUCCACGGGAGAAGAGGGAGCUGGCGGAGGCAACGGGACUGACCACCACACAGGUCAGCAACUGGUUUAAAAACAGGAGGCAGAGAGACCGGGCAUCUGAGGCAAAAGAGAGAGAAAACAGCGAGAACAGCGGCGUUGGCGGUAAGCAGAGCCAGCGGUCUCCGUUCGACGGAGUGAAGUCGCUCAUGUCCAGCUCGGAAGAUGAGUUCACUCCGCCGCAGAGUCCCGAGCACAACCCCGUGCUGCUACUACAGGGGAACAUGAACAAUCCCGGGGCUCCAGCAUACCCAAUGCCCGGCCUCGGUGCGCAACGUUCGGUGCAUAACAUGCAAGGACAUCCGCAUCAGAUCCAGGAUUCACUGUUGGGAUCUCUAACAUCCAGCCUUGUGGAUUUAGGAUCUUAGGACGUCUCGUUCACAUUUUAAGCGACAAGACUUAAAAACAUAAAUAACCAAUAUGUACGGUGUUACUGCAUAUUCUUAUGACACAGAGGACGCUUGCUGAAAUAAACUAUUAUUGUGCAAAUUAUUAGAAAAAGAGAGAAAAUCAAAAGAGCUUCUCUGAGAUUUUGGAAUUUUGGCGGACAAGUGCGUACAUUUUGUAAAACGUGAGGCCAAUAUUUAAGAAUAUUCAUUUGAUGCAUAAAACUUUAAUAAUUUAUGAUGUUUUAAUCAAGGAUUAAUUUAUAGAAAUUGUUCUGUAUUGGACUACGAAAAGCAGGGAUUUUUAAUGAGAAAAUCAUUGGCUUCAAACAUCUUUAUCUAAACUCUAUGGAAACUUUGUUUCGUUCUUUUUUAUUUAGUUUAAAUGUAUGUAGCACUACAUUUAAUUUGUAGCUUUUUUAAACACAUUAUUGUCCACAUUUUCACGUCAAUUCAGCGCUUUGAGCAUUUAUGUUUUACAUGGAAAAGCCUGUUAACCAAAAUAAAGAAAAUCAGGAAACCACAAUAAAUAAACACAAAGGCUCAAAAUAACAAAAAUAUGCCAAUCCACGUGACGCGUCCGAGCCGGAAGAGGGCAUGCGCGUGAAAAAUGAGAACGCCAGAAACAUAAACAAGAAAAAUCGCCCCUUAUGCAGAGGGCAGAGAGACGCCAAGAGGCGCCAGGCUGCGCGCAGGGCCGAGUUUGACUUUUUGACCAUUGUUCAGUAAAACGAAAUAUAAAAAAGGCCAAACCGGACACAUGAAAUCACUUUAAGCCUUGUAACUAUAGGUUUGAUAAACAUUUAUUAGUUCAUUACGCUGACCGACUUCACAAAAAUUAGAAAAUGGAGACAGAGGGAGAAAGGGGGAGUAUUGCUAAUUUUUUUCUGUUUGUUAUGUCAGUUCUGGGCCACUGAAAAUUGACACGAUCCACAAGAGCCGCUCUAAAGACCCUCCACCCAAAACGCCUCGUCCACACCAUAAGACUACAAAACAUUGUCAACCCAAUUGUGAACUUUUGUUUCUUUUUAGCGAAAACUCCAGACACUGACAAGCAAAUGAAAUUUUCUACAUUUCCAGCUCCGCGUAUGAAAACCAACAUUUCUGGAAUAUUCGGCAGUGUGAUCAACAUGAAUUCGCCUCUUUCUGUCUCUUUUACGUCGAUAGUCUCGUGUCAGUGUAAAUGGAUUUGAACAGAGAGCGCAGAGGGUUUCCGGGCCCUAAUUAGAACCAUUCUCCUCGUUUAGAGGGGCUUGAUUGCAGGAAUGAGGGGGACACCCUUCCAGCCUGGAGCCACAGGGUGCUGCACAACAAUCUAUCUAUCUAUCUAAAGCAUAUUCAAUAUUCACUGUCCCUUUUAACAAUACAUAAACACAGGCGAUUUUUAAAAUACCUUUAGGAUUGGUAAUAAAUAUCAUAUCAUGCCUGACUUAAACUGAGGAACUCAUUCUUCCCCCAAAAAGGCAAAUGCUGGGCAUGAAAGUCAGCUGUGGUUUUAAUCAACAGUCUAAUUAUAUUUUGCACAUAUAAACAUUCCUUACAUCUGCUUUCCUCAUAUUGGUAAUUGAGAAAUUCAAAUAGCAAAAUGGUUUCUUUUGAUUUUUCUGCUGAUGUGGCCAGCUCUGUGUUUUGUCAACCAUUUGGUAGACCAUAGAUUGGUAAAAAGAGUAUGAAUCAGCUUUGAUUUGUUCAUGAUAAUCAAACCCCUGCCAAAGUGUCAUUAUUAAACAUCUUUUUGUUUAAUUUGUCACAUUGAAGUUUCUUUCACAUUGAGAACAUAGGAUAAAAAGCAUCCUUACAUUCUUACACAAUAAAUCUCAAACAAUCGAUUGAGGUACAUUCUUUUUUCAUCAAAGGUCAGAAAUUUUUUUUCACAUUGCGUAUUGGUUAGAUUAUGAUGUCAUAAGUGUUGUUACUGUUCUCUGGCACAGACAAAAUGCUGUGAAAUACUUCUGGUGGCAAACCUGUAUCUGACAGUCAAUCUCACACACUAGGAUCUGUUUGUCAGAUAGCUUCACCUGCCCAGGUUGUCACUCAUCCAGAACUCUCAAGGAAACUGACCCUUAAAUGGGUUUUUGGGGGAGGGGGGCCGCACUGAAGGAGCUUUUAAAGUGAGUCUCAAGAGAGCCAGAAGAGGGGUAUUUUGUUACCAAUGAUGCAUGGACCUGACAACACUUCAGCCAGCCAGACCCCCGACAAAGACUAACAUGUGUUUGUGGGAAAGGGAUAUGGGCGAUACAUCAGUUUUGAAAUACACUUUUCUGAAGGUCACUGAAACUGAAGCAGUCAUUUCUCACUUACAGUAAGCAGGACACACACACAUACACACACACAUCUCAGAGAUAAGAUCAGGCUUAUAUUAAAUAUCUAACAAGAGGAACUGCAUCUGUAGAAACUUGCAUUUGCAU
Cyprinus carpio (common carp) is the source of this 3628-nucleotide messenger RNA. Its product is annotated as homeobox protein six1a. Gene Ontology annotation, molecular function: DNA-binding transcription factor activity, RNA polymerase II-specific; RNA polymerase II cis-regulatory region sequence-specific DNA binding. The record is from RefSeq and is a predicted model, not a curated record. Gene Ontology annotation, cellular component: nucleus; transcription regulator complex. Gene Ontology annotation, biological process: regulation of transcription by RNA polymerase II. NCBI's taxonomy places the organism in Eukaryota, Metazoa, Chordata, Actinopteri, Cypriniformes, Cyprinidae.